Molecule: messenger RNA, 1333 nt
Organism: Biomphalaria glabrata
Lineage: Eukaryota; Metazoa; Mollusca; Gastropoda; Planorbidae
Product: macrophage receptor MARCO-like
Exons: 21
Coding region: 155-1216 (353 amino acids)
Source: RefSeq, a predicted model, not a curated record
UAUAUAUUAAUAUUGGCUGUAAGUAGAAAGUUGAUUAACAUUGGCGAUGUGAAGCUGCGUCGAAUGUGUAUAUAUAUUGGAUUGUUUAUUAUUUAUUCUAGAAAAUUCUAUAGUGAUAUUAAGUGUUCUCUUUUAUUUUAGGUCUUCAAUUUAAAUGGUGCCCAAAAUGGACGACGUCCAGAAACUGUACAUCGGUGAGCCCAAAGCUAACCCUCAGACCAACUCAUCCAUGAAAUGUUACGUCAGGGCUAUGUACGUCCUCGUGGCUUGUCUGACCUUGGCCUUCACUCUGGCCAUCUUCUUCUGUUAUAUGGAGAUCACACAGCUCAGGACCACGGUAGAACAUCUGCAGACAAUGGAGUACAUCGAGGCCAGAGUCGGCGAUCAAAUGACGUCAUCUAAAUCAAGCAUAAGUGGCGCAGAAAACAAAUCAGAGGCGGAUAAACUUUUGACAAGGAGCAAAAGACAAAGCUAUUCACAAACAGCAGUUACGGAUGGAUACCUUACAGCUGAAGUACUAGAUGCGUAUUGCAAAAAGACUCAAAACUAUUGUGAAGCUUACGGCCCUGCAGGCCCUGCCGGACCACAAGGACCUAAAGGAGACAAAGGCGAUACAGGUUUAGUUGGACAAAAAGGAGACACUGGUGAACCUGGAUAUGUCGGAUCUAACGGAAAAGACGGAGCCCCAGGACCAAAGGGUGACAAGGGUGAACCAGGUGCCAAAGGAGAAGAUGGUUAUGCUGGAACACCGGGUAAUGAUGGAGCUCCUGGAAUGAAAGGAGAACGCGGGGACAAGGGAGAUACAGGUGCUCCAGGACAGCCCGGAGAGAAUGGCAAAGACGGUUACCAUGGUGAAAAGGGUGAACCAGGACUUCCAGGUGCUAACGGAGCUCCUGGUCAGCCAGGUACACCAGGUCCACCUGGUGAAUAUGGACAAGCUGGUACCCCAGGACAGCCUGGUGAAAAAGGAGAAAGAGGUGACAAAGGUGACAGAGGUGACCAAGGUCUUAAAGGUGAAGCAGGAGCUCGUGGUGAAGAUGGGUAUGCAGGUGUUAAAGGAGAGAAAGGAGCAACUGGAACACAAGGUGCCCCUGGUUUAUCAGGAGUUCAAGGACCAAAAGGUGACAAAGGUGAAGCAGGUAACGAGGGAGUUCAAGGGCCGAAAGGAGAAUGUGCAGAAAAGUGCCCUGUCAAAGUCGCAACGAAGUACUAUUGAAACCUGAUAGUUACAAAAAUCUGACACUACAACUGAGUAAACUACGAAACAAAAACAAAAAAGAAGAAGACAACAAAACUAAAAGCAAUAAGAAAACAAAUAAAAAAAAAAUUAAAA